Molecule: messenger RNA, 617 nt
Organism: Prorocentrum cordatum
Lineage: Eukaryota; Dinophyceae; Prorocentrales; Prorocentraceae
Source: the annotation of a GenBank genome assembly
GUGCCGAGGGCAAGCCGGCCUCCAAGGCGCCGGCAUCCACGCAUCGCGACCCUGGAGCGCCUGCCAGAGUCCGAGCUCGCGGCGCAGAGAUCGAGGGUGGACUUGGCGAGUCCAGAGGAGCGGCUGCUUCUGGAGAGGUUCCCGCAGGCGAACCCUCGAGCUCCUCGGCGGGCCCAGCCGCCGGGCCUUCGAGUUCCGCAGACGGGGCCAUGGACGUGAGAGGCCUGGUGGUCGAGGAGGGGAUCCCGCUGGAGCUGCAGUCGCUGGUGAUCAGUGACUUGUUCAAUCCAGGGCGCUUCAACGCGCUGGCACCUGCUCUUGGAUUGGCACCCGGAGUUGCUGCAGAUCUCGAGCUCGUCAGUGAAGGCGUUUAUGUUGUUCGGCGAGAUAUGCGUUCGUGGGGCCUGAAGACUAAGAACGACAAGGGGGAUCUGGAGCCCGCGAUGAAGGCCACGGGCUGGAUGACUAACAACCGCAAGCUAGCUGAACUCCCAAGCCGCAGGCGCAACGGGAAACGCAAGCAUACGCAGCUCAUGGGCAAAAGCACGGUCAGGAGAGCUAAGACCUAUACGAUGAAGCUCAAGAAGGGUAUCCUUGGAGCUCUCAAGCAGGAGCUC